CCGGAUCCCAACCUUGCAUUUCCCAAUCGGGACGCCGGUAACCUCCCCAUACUUUUACCAGUAAAUCCCCCACCAAAACAAGGUACCCCAUCUUCUCCCAGUCCUUCAUCCACCGUCUCUUUUCCCCCCAGCCAGUGGUAGUCCAUCUUUAUGGAACAAAAUAUAAGCCCUAACAAGCAAAAAGCCAAUCUUUUCAUGAGAAUAGACGAGAGUCAAAGUCUCUGUACCGUACCUAUACCGCUCUUUCCAGUUAUUGUCUAGUACAGAGCAAAUAUGGAGCCGGUCAAUACAACAGCACUCCAACAAGCACCAGCCCGGGACCGAUCUUCGAGAGCGGAAUCAGAGUUCUCGAUUCCGGAGUAUCGUAUCUCGUACGGUCAAGAGCAUAUCCUGCAAUGGGAGCCACCGGUCGGCUCCAAGGAGUUGGCCGUUGCUUUGAGCUAUCAUUUUCCAUUGCGGGUUGAUUUGGCUAGUAAGAUGCAAGCUGCUACCCGACGGUUUCUGCGCCAGGAGAGAGACGGUAAGAAAUCAAAAAGUCGGGAGCAGGUUGUGUCACGUGAGCCAUCCGCUGCCGUCAGUAUGGAGGGAAAGGAUGGUAAGGAUAAGGAUGAUAAAGGUGGCACGAGUGCACCAGCCUUGCAGAUUUUAACAUGGGACUCGGGGAUGAAGAGUUAUGGACAUAAGACGAAACGGAGACGAUAUGAUAAAGGGGAGAGGGUGAAGGUUGCUGCGAACAGAGGAUUUGCUUGUGACGUUCAUAGAAGGCAGAAGAUGAAAGUAAGUCUUGCCUCAUCAAAAUAUAGAUUCACAGAUAUUGACCAAUAAUAGUGCGACCCCGAAAGAUGUUCUCGCAACAAGCAACAUUUCAACAGUCUCGAAGCCAUUCCCCAAGCUCAAACAGACACCAUCACCAAAGCGGAAGACAUUCCUCUGGACGGUCGCGAUCUCCCCAUCCACUCCCAAGACCCCUCUUUCCUUUCCGACCACACUGAUUCCACACCCCAGAAUUCCGAUGGACUAAGUCUCUAUUCCAUGACCACCUCCGAUACAUCACCACGAUGGAGCAUAUCCUCCGUCAUGAAUUCCACCAACAUGCCAUUCUCCGACACCUCGAACUCUCUGCGUCCUAAACACGAUUCCAUAGAAUCCGUCUUGUCGUCUUAUGAUCUUGAAUUCUUGGCCAACUUGCCGAGUUAUGAUGUUUCUUAUACCACGGACCCUAGUCAUGAGGAUGCUAACACUAUGUGGUGGACACCUGAGCUUUCAACAGCACACAAGAGGAAUUCCGGGUGGAUUCAAGAUGGAUAUCUUCCUGUUUCCUUUCCUUCCAAUGAGACCCCGUAUCAGAACCACAAUCAGAACCAGAACCAGAACCAGAAUCAGACCCCAAACCAAGACCCACAAGAAACCUUCAACAACCCAACAAUAGAAAUCCCAUCCUACAACCCACCCCAUCCCCUCGACACUCACUACACCGCAAUCCCACACCAAGACCUAGACACAGAAAUGGCACCUUUGCACCAACCCCCACACCCACCACAUCAAGACCACCUCCCUCACCACUCAGACCACCCAGAAUCCACCACACACCCGCCACCCCCACCACUAACAACCAAAGAAAAAGAAACCCUCCUAAAAUGGUGGGGUCGCGACCGCCUAACCGAGCCCUCUCCCCCCUCCCGUCCAACAUCCUCUCAAACAUCACCCACCCACUCCCUCUCCUCCUCUCCUCCUUCAUCACCACUCUCUACCUCUACCUCUCACACUCGUCCUUCUGCCUUAAAAGAGAAAGAAAAACCCAUCCCCUCAUCCCCCUCAAUUUCCGAAUCACAUACCACAACCACCACAAGCAUGAGCGGGAGUAUUCAAAGCGAGGGCGAUGGUGGUAAAGCGGGGAGAGGGAGAGGGAGCAAGAGUGCGCUGGGUAUUAAGGUGAAGGCUAAGGGGGUUAGUGUCCAGCCGCCGUUUUUGCGGAGGGGGAUUUGGAGGAGUAGGAGUAGAGAGGGGAAGGAGGGGAAGUGAUGGAUCUCGUUGUUUUGUUUGGGGUUCUUCUUCACCUUUUUAUACCAGGUUUGUUUUGAAAAAAGAUUCGGUCUUUUUGGGUGGGUGGACAGAUGAUACUUUUUCUUGGAUCUAUCUUUCUUCUUUCUUUUGGUGGUAGGAAGGAUUUUGUUUGUUCCUGCGCUUAACUUUAAAUCCCUUCUAUUGGGCGGUAUGGAAACCCUGGAGUUGGUGUUGGAGUCGGUAUAGAUAGAAGCGGACUAAGAUCAGAUCCAGACAUGUAACUCUAUCUCUCUCUAUUUCUCUCUCUCUCUCUCUUCCCCUUUCCUUUCCUUUGUCUUCCUCUAUCUAUUUAUUUAUCCACCAACCACAAAAUCAUAUCACAACUUACUUAAUAA
Molecule: messenger RNA, 2399 nt
Organism: Hymenoscyphus albidus
Lineage: Eukaryota; Fungi; Ascomycota; Leotiomycetes; Helotiales; Helotiaceae
Source: the annotation of a GenBank genome assembly